This is a messenger RNA of Brassica oleracea var. oleracea, 495 nucleotides long. RefSeq lists its product as uncharacterized. The transcript is spliced from 2 exons. Bases 1 to 495 code for a protein of 164 amino acids. The record is from RefSeq and is a predicted model, not a curated record. Lineage: Eukaryota; Viridiplantae; Streptophyta; Magnoliopsida; Brassicales; Brassicaceae.
AUGAAUCAAUCUUCUCUGAUUGUGCGCAAAGAAGGCUCUUCCACUGGUGCUCGCCGUACGCUGGACUCGGAAGAUGAUAUCAUCCGUAUCCUAGAGUGCAAUAUCAACAACGCAAAGGAGCGCUUCCGCCUCACACUCAUUGGACGCGUCUUCCACCUCAGAGGCCGAAGCAUUGACGCUCUGAUCAACCUCCUUCCCCGACCUAGAAUCUGGAACGUAGAGGGAAGAGUUCGUGGGUUUAACAUAGGAAACAGCCGCUUUCAAUUUGAUUUCGAUAACGAGGCAGAUCUACUGAUGGUGUUGAACAAGAGACCAUGCCAUUUCAACCAAUGGAGAGUCCCAGUACAUUUCUGGAAUGACAAAACCUUCAAGAAAAUUGCAAACGCCUUGGGCAAGAAACUCCUCAUCGACGAGAAGAAGGCGAGGAUCCAAGUCUCAACUGAGGCUGAUAAACCUCUGCAGAGCGCAGAAUUGGCUUCCCCAACGGAAACAUAA